AGGAGGGGACAGAAGGUGUACAGAAACUCUGCAGUAACGCACCUGUAAAGCUGUGAGCUGCUGUGAGAUAACUUUAGUAGCUGGUGAACUAAAAGACUCGGAGGUUGAUCUGCUGCAGGGACGUUAAGGGCAACUUGUUUAUAAAGUUGUGACAAGUGAGACUAAGACAAAUAUCAUGUGUGUAUCUCGGCUGGUUUUGCUGCUGGGGCUGCUUCUUUGUGUCGGGGCUCAGCUGUCCUACGCUCAACACUGGUCUCAUGGUUGGUACCCCGGAGGCAAGAGGGAGCUAGACUCCUUCAGCACAUCAGAGAUUUCAGAGGAGAUUAAGCUUUGUGAGGCAGGAGAAUGCAGCUACCUGAGGCCCCAGAGGAGGAGUGUCCUGAGAAACAUUCUUUUGGAUGCCUUGGCCAGAGAGCUCCAGAAGAGAAAGUGACGGAUUUCCGUCUCACUCUGCUUUUCUACCUGGUGACACUUUUAUUCUGCAUCUUUGUCUAUAUGUGAUUCUGUGAUCCUCUGGUCUUAUUAUUUGUUUUAUUUGUUGUUCAGCAUUGCAGUGCUGUUCCUUGUGGAAAAAUGUGGAAAUUGCAAUGUCCCAGAAUAAAGUAUCUAUUUUGAUAUGAA
This is a messenger RNA of Acanthochromis polyacanthus (spiny chromis), 621 nucleotides long. RefSeq names its product gonadotropin-releasing hormone 2 (gene gnrh2). The record is from RefSeq and is a predicted model, not a curated record. Gene Ontology annotation, cellular component: extracellular region. NCBI's taxonomy places the organism in Eukaryota, Metazoa, Chordata, Actinopteri, Pomacentridae. Gene Ontology annotation, biological process: multicellular organism development. The transcript has 4 exons. Bases 176 to 433 code for a protein of 85 amino acids. Gene Ontology annotation, molecular function: hormone activity.